AUGACUUCUAUCCAAAUUGCUUCAUUUUCAGUGUCUCCUGUGGCUAAUUUUAUAAUGUCGACUCCAUAUCUUGACGACAGACAUAUUGCAGCUCUCGAAAAACUUGUCUCUGACAAUGAUGAUGUGGAGGAGGCCGCCCCACCCAGAGUUGUUCCGAUGUAUGUGCAAGAAACACCUUGCUCACCACACGAACAUCCAUUGGAAUUCACUUACGUCUACUCGUUCUUCCUUCGACCACCCGGAAAAUUUGACCCAAUUGAGUACGCCCAAAACGUUCAACAAAUUGCAGCGGUUCGUUCCGUGGAGCAAUUUUGGAGUGUCUACCGGCACAUUAAACGGCCUUGCGAUAUUGGCGAAAAGGUAGAUGUCCAUUUCUUCAAAAAGGGUAUCAAGCCAGUGUGGGAAGAUGAGGCUAAUAUCAAGGGAGGCAAAUGGAUUCUCCGCUUGAAAAAGGGUCUAUCUUCUCGCAUAUGGGAAAACUUACUGCUUGCUAUGGCUGGCGAACAGUUCCUUGUUGGUGAUGAAAUUUGCGGAGCAGUGUGCUCUGUUCGCAACCAGGAAGAUAUAGUGUCGUUGUGGAACAGGUAA
Cooperia oncophora is the source of this 588-nucleotide messenger RNA. The record is from the annotation of a GenBank genome assembly. Lineage: Eukaryota; Metazoa; Nematoda; Chromadorea; Rhabditida; Trichostrongylidae.